Messenger RNA from Mugil cephalus (flathead mullet), 1601 nucleotides. Its product is annotated as histamine H3 receptor-like. The record is from RefSeq and is a predicted model, not a curated record. Gene Ontology annotation, biological process: adenylate cyclase-activating adrenergic receptor signaling pathway. Gene Ontology annotation, cellular component: membrane. The coding region runs from base 100 to 1266 and encodes 388 amino acids. NCBI's taxonomy places the organism in Eukaryota, Metazoa, Chordata, Actinopteri, Mugiliformes, Mugilidae. The transcript has 3 exons. Gene Ontology annotation, molecular function: histamine receptor activity.
UGCAGCGUCCGCUCGCCUGACACCUGUUGCUGGCUUAUUAUUCUCAGCGCUGGCCUAUUGAGGAUUUAACGAGCGCAGGAUUCACCUCCCGCCAGGACCAUGUCGGAGGGACAAACUGACUCCAACUCCAGCGGCUACUAUUUUGACAAUGCUUCAACUACAGUUCAGAGCAGCUUCGUGUUCUCAGGACCCAUGUUUGUCAUUUUGAUGGUGAUGAUGGUGACCUUGGUCAUUGUCAUAGUUUUGGGCAACGCACUGGUCAUUUUGGCAUUUAGAGUGGACAAGAGUUUGAGAAAACAGUGCAAUUACUACUUCUUGAAUUUGGCAAUAUCAGAUUUUCUUGUAGGUGCAUUCUGUAUCCCGGUCUACAUCCCCUAUAUCCUCACAGGCAGGUGGACGCUGGGUCGAGGACUGUGCAAGCUGUGGCUGGUCAUGGACUACCUGCUUUGUUCCGCAUCCGUCUUCAACAUCGUUCUCAUUAGCUACGACCGCUUCCUGUCAGUCACCAGAGCAGUAAGUUACCGUGCCAGGCAGAGCUUGACUCAUCAAGCCAUAAUGAAGAUGAUUGCCGUCUGGGUGCUAGCCUUCGUCCUAUAUGGCCCGGCCAUCAUAUUCUGGGAGCUGGUGGUGGGAAGAAGCCGUGUGCCCAAGGAUGAGUGCUUCGCAGAGUUCUAUUACUCUUGGUACUUCCUGCUGAGUGCUUCUAUGCUGGAGUUUUUCUCUCCUUUCAUCUCGGUGGCUUUCUUCAACCUCAGCAUUUACCUCAGUAUACGCAGGAGGAGGCGCCACAGCAGGGAGGCACAGCUCCAUCUUCAAGCGAGUGAACCAGCCUCUGCCCAGGGGGAGAGUGUCCCUCUGUCCCACAACUGGGGGCUCGGGAUAAAGCUGGCUGCAAAAGGCUCGAUCCACUCCCAGCCGUCCUCGCCUAGUUUGGGUAAGCUGGAUCCCUCGACCAGCAGGGCUGCCCAGCCCAGCCGUCUGUCCAGGGAUAAGAAAAUUGCUAAGUCUCUGGCUAUAAUAGUGUGUGUGUUUGCCAUCUGCUGGGCACCAUACACCCUACUGAUGAUCAUCCGUGCCGCCUGCAGAGGGCGGUGCAUCCAGCAUCACUGGUACGAGGUCACCUUCUGGCUCCUGUGGCUCAACUCUGCCAUUAACCCGUUCCUGUACCCGCUGUGCCACAGUAGCUUCCGCAGGGCCUUCAGCAAGAUUCUGUGCCCAAAGCAGCACACUACACCUCCAUCCUCCGUUUUACGUACUGGCCAGUGACUAGUAUAGAUUGAUCGGGAUUAACAACGUGCCAAAGCUAUGGGUGGAGGAGCUGGAACUAAUCAUAGCAUGAUUUGUCAUGUAGACCCUAAUAAACAGUUGUGUUCUUCAGUGUUUGAGUGUGUAAGGUGUGUGCAGCACGGCAUAAUGAAAUUUACCGUCUAUCAGAUUAUUGUAUCCAGGUGAAGUAUAUUUCAGCCUUUAAUCAUGAAAUGAUCAAUAACAUAACCGAGCGUACUUGAAAAACUGACCAAGUUUGGCAGUUGUGUGUCCGCUUCAGACAUCGCUGAGACAAUGCAUCAACGAUUAACAGCAUGCGUCAGGAAGAAGACAUC